CCAAUGUAUCACAACGACCAGCCACGAUGCACGGCGCGGAGGUGCUGGCUUCCGGUGACACACUACCAGAGCAAAACGGCCCCGGGAAGAUGUUGACGACGACAUGUGUCAUGUCUGACACGUCGAGGGUGUCCGAGAAUCCGGUCGAAGUGCCUCGCGGAGCGUCGUGGUCGACUUCGGCGAGCACGCUUGCCCAAGAGGACGCACCCACCCCCAUGUUACAAGCCGUCGAGGACGAAUACACGCGCGUCGAACUGGAUUGCGUGCCUCUGCCUCCGCUCCCCCCAUCAGCUCGGGGGAGGGUGGCCUCAAGGGUCCGGAGCAGGGCGGAGCACCGCGAGCCCUCCAGCUCGUCAGGCAGUGAGGCGUCCUGUCGAAACGACGCACCACGUCACUUUGCCUGGGGGCGGUUGCGAAAACGACGGACGGCGAGGAAGUUGUCGUCGCGAUCUAAGGGCAUGUGGGGCCACGGCACGGACCAUUGGAUGUCGCCCUGGGCGAGCCGUGCAGGAGGCACCAGCUCCAGCAGCUCGGCCACCGUCCCGACCAGCAGCACGACAGACUCCAGCAGCUCCAGCACCUCGCCCACCGCCCCGUCCCCCAUGGCCACAGACUCCAGCAGCAGCUCCUCCUCCCCGGAGUCACCCCUGCCAACCGCCCCUAACGAAUCGCCUCCACGCUCCGCCAUCUCUCUAGAGGACGCCGUCGUCGUGAGGACGACGUCCGCCGAGCAGAACGAAGCGCGGCGCAGUCUCUGGGACAUCACCGUGGCGAUGUCCAAGUCCACCGUGACCGUCGCGCUGGUCCAGCCUGACCGCAGCGUCCUGUACCGCAUCCCUCUGGUGUGGCUGCUGUCCGAACUGGGCGUCUGCGCGAACAAUGAGAACACCAAGGCCCUCCUGAACUUCGGGGGAGGGGGGUGUUCGCACGCACCGGUGACCGUGAACGUCGCGAGAAUGUUUAGGCCCCUUGAGGGCGAAGACGACCUGGCGCGCAUGCCUCUCGGUCGACUUCUCAAGGAGUCGCCCCCCAGGAUGCCGACGGCAGCAGAGCAGGCGACCCUGACUCUUAGGAGGCCCUGGCACGGGGAUGGCGCCCUCGCACCGCUCAAGGACGUCGACGCUACGCCAGCCCACCUGACCGCGGCUCUGUGCGAGGGUUCGCGGGGUCCCCGUGGGGUCGCGGCCUCCAAGUGGACGAGAAAGUGUCGUCGAAAGACGACCCUCGCUCUCCGAGAGCUUUUCCGCGACGGCGGUCUCGUCUCUGUCUUGCACAGGGUGCGCACCGCUCCUGGUCUCCCGGCGUCAGACGCGGGUGCCGCAGUUCGGCGGGAGGCCGAGUGCCCCGCAGUCCACAGCGCCCCGGUGCUGAGCACGGCGGCGUCCUGCCCGCGUCCGGAGCCGCCCUGCAGCUCCACCCAGCUCACUCUGGACCGGCGGAAAAGUCCGCCGCCGCCGCCGCCACCGAGAGCGUCGCCUCGACGACGCGGCCGCAAGCGAAGUCUGAGCCUGGGCUCCGAGCCUCUGGCCAAGCUGCCGGUAAGUUUCUUGUCGACUGCUUUCUCUCGCGUGGCCCGCGGCGAGGGCGCCGAGCAUACCGUGUGCGUCCCGCUGCCCAGGCCCGGGUGCCUGAGGGGUCGUGUCCUCUCCAGCGCACCUACGUCGAGACGACGGACGUGAGGCACACGGCCGCCGACCACAGCGUGAGCUUGGCGUCAACGUCCAGCUUUCAGUGCCCCCACUGCGACUGCUGGCGCCCGUCCCCGGGCCGCACCCCCAGCACGCCCUCGAGUCCACCGCCCAGCCCGCCCUCCGGCCCGGGCAGCAGCCGAGAUGACUCCUCGGACAUUAGCGACGAAUGCCCCUGCUGGGACGUCCAGGGGCCCGCGUGGGCCGCCGGGAGGGCGAGUGAGCCGGCCGUCAGGAGCUGGAUGCCUCCCGAAGGUGAUGCAGGCGUGACGUCGCCGUCCUUCGGUUCUGACUUCCGGUACCAAUCUCGGAUGCCGCCGUUUCCGAAAUUUCAGUGGCCUGUUUAUCUUUUUGCGGGCAAAACACUAACAUUUAGGGGACUUUUAGCCGAGUUUUGGGACCGCAGGUCAGUCAGAAAUUCUCAUGACCGUCCAGUUCACACGAGUAACGCCGCAUUUCCACAGCACAGCUCAUGGAAGGUAGCGAGUACCUUCGACUCGGUCGCGGUGGGGCUGGCGGGCUGCGGGCGGCUCCCCAGCCCCUGACCUACGACCCGGCCGACGACUCCGACGCGAGCUCCCUCCCUGAGGCCACCACCUCCGCGCUCAGGCUGCUCGCGAGGAGGUUUUAACUGCAGUAGCGUGAGCCUACCGCCAUGCUGUUGACUUAAUCCCAUCCCCCAGUGAUUUCUGUACAAUUUUAAUUAAUGAUAAGACAUAGACGUAGGAAUAAACAGAUCUUCCCAUCUUUAUUGUGUCUCUCAAACACCCUUGCCUAGCCGAAGAGCCCUCCCGGCCCUUGCGGCUUGCCGCCCUGCCUGCCACCACCCAGGCCGCCCAGGCCGCCGCCGCCAAGCCCUCCAGUCAGGCCGCCCGCGAUCUUGCCCGCCGUCCCCGC
Molecule: messenger RNA, 2585 nt
Organism: Frankliniella occidentalis (western flower thrips)
Lineage: Eukaryota; Metazoa; Arthropoda; Insecta; Thysanoptera; Thripidae
Exons: 2
Coding region: 27-1679 (550 amino acids)
Source: RefSeq, a predicted model, not a curated record